Messenger RNA from Sugiyamaella lignohabitans, 1527 nucleotides. RefSeq names its product N-acetyltransferase (predicted). Lineage: Eukaryota; Fungi; Ascomycota; Dipodascomycetes; Dipodascales; Trichomonascaceae. The record is from RefSeq and is a predicted model, not a curated record. Gene Ontology annotation, molecular function: N-acetyltransferase activity. Bases 1 to 1527 code for a protein of 508 amino acids. The transcript has a single exon.
AUGUCAAUAUCAUCGUACCAGUCAUUUGCUUCGUUGAGGAGUUCUUCACGGGCGUCAUCCAGAGCAUCGACUUCUUCUACAGCAUCAUGGUCAUCUAUGAGGUCUAAUGGCUCUACCACUUCAUAUGAGUCGCUAGGGUCGUCAUUAUAUUCGUCCUCCACAAUUAUGUCGCCGGUUCAGUCUCGUUCACUGAGUUCAAUUGAGAAAUCACGCGCUUAUCACAAUGUUAUGAAUAUGUCUACUUCGAUCGCCGUGGUUGCAGGUACAUAUUCUGUACCAAUAACUAGAGAUAUUUUAUUCCCCGCUUUAGCAGACUUGGUCUCCUCGGAGCCAAUGCUAGGGGCGAAUAUUUUUGGCCAAAAUAAAAAAAAUCUUGUUCUGAAGAAAAUUGAAUCUUUUGAAUUAGAGGAGGUUGUCACAUUUGAUCCCACAGAAAGUCUAAGAGAAUUUCUUAAUACUGUGUCUCGACGGGUCGAGCUCCCAUAUGAUAGGACCGACUUACCGCUAUGGAGGUUAUAUGUACUAUCAGAAUAUGAAGUUGCGUUUGUAUUCGACAGAGGAUGCCUUGACGAAUCCUCAGGGGUAUUUUUUCACAAAAAGCUCGCUACGAAUAUGGCAUUCCCAAAUAAACUUGUAUUGCCUAGACCCAAUUGGACUGUUGAAGCGUCGCCAUUAUCCCUUCCCGAUAGUCUAACGAAUCUCUUCGACAUGAAACCUACUAAACAAUCUUUUAAAGGUUUGCUGAAAAUGAACAAGCCAAAAAUCGCCUGGGCUGGUCCCGACAUACGCUCCUCGAAAAAUACAGGAUCCACACUGAUAUUCGAAAUUCCCGCUAUUUUUGUUCGAAGACUCAUGGCUAAUGUAAAACACCGAGGUGUGACCAUGACCUCAGUGUUCUAUGCUGCUCUUAUGCAAUGUGUGCUGGAGUAUAUUCCCAACUAUGUUUUAUCACAGGAAGAGUUGGAGCUGCUAACAACGACGCCCGUCAACGCCAGGCCGCUACUAAGGAGUCGUAUAGAUGAGGAAGCUCUAGGAAAUUACUCACUUGACAUCACGCAUUCAUUAGAAAACUUUUCUUCUUCUAUUCGUCAGUUUGUUUUCCCUGAAAAAUGGGCCAAGAAUUUCAACACUUAUUUAACAAGUAGCUCCAGCAGUCCAGAAUCUCUCUGUCGAAGUGCUCUCUCGACCCCAUCCGUGUGGAAUAGCACCGAAGACAUGAAAAAGCGAGUCCAGUCCAUGACGAAAAAGCCACGGCAAAAUCUUCUUGAGGUGAAUAACUUAGGCCUUAUAUCAAUGGGGAGAAGAAAUACCCAUGCUGAGGUCAUGCUAAAUAAGCUGACAUUCUCGCAACCAAGUACUGUUCACAACAAUGCUCUUGGCAGUGGAUUCUCACUUAAUGUUGUAGCCCUUGAUAAUGGUCCUGCCGUCUUCACUCUUUCCCUUGCUUGUGACGACAAGGCGCGGACGAGAGCUCGUAAAAUUCGAGACUCCUUUCUUAAUGUUCUCUCCAAUGUGCUCGAGACAUAA